CGGCGGACGAGCGGCGCGGAGCGGGGAGCCGGGAGCCUGAGCCCCGGGGCUGCGGCCGCCCUCCCCUCCGUCCCUCCUGCGGGCUGCCAGGUUGGAAAUAAAGACAAGGAGAUACUUCCUCAUACAACAUGCAGUUAAGCUGUGGAACUCCUGGAUGCAGAACAUCAUGGCUACAAAAUUCUAUAUGUAUUCAAGGGAAGACUGUCAAACUGUGGAAGAGAAAUUAACUAACGUUUCUUUAAACUACAGAAAUUUCUUCUGCUCUAAAGUUCACCAGAAAAAAAUAAAAUAAAAUGGAGCACAUGUUACUGCUGUUCAUAUUUUUCAUACCUAUAUUGGGUCUCAGUAAUGGAACAGAAACUGAACAAGAUUUUACUUGGCAUUUAAAGAAGAUUCCCCAGAUUGUGAGAGAAAGAACAUUCUCCCUUGACAGCCCUAAAUUUGAAGCAAAAGCCAAAUUAGAGCUGAAUAGUGUAUGUGGAAUUGAAUGUCAAAGAAAACUGCCAGUGCCAAGCUUGUCUGACUUGAAAAGCCUCUUAUCCUAUGAGACUGUUUUUGAAAAUGGCACACGGACCCUGACUGAAGUGAAUGUCCUCGGAGCAGUGCUUGACCCAGCUGCGAACACAACCACACGAAGGCCUCUGAGAAAGAAGAGGCAGAUAUAUGGAACAGACAGUAGGUUCAGCAUCUAUGACAAGAGGUUUAUGACCAACUUUCCGUUCAACACAGCUGUGAAGAUCUCCACGGGCUGCAGUGGCAUUCUGGUUUCCCCCAAGCACGUGCUAACAGCAGCCCACUGUCUGCACAACGGCAAGGAUUAUGUUAAGGGCAGCAAAAGGCUGAGGGUGGGCCUGAUGAAGACAAAAUCCAGAGGCAGCGGCAGGAAACGCAAAGACGCUAAAAGAAGUAGGAGAGACAUUUCUGCAGCCAAAGAGGAUUCCAAAGCUGCCACAGAAUUAAGGCGACAAUCCAAAGGUGAUGAGAGAAAGCAGAGGAGAUCUGGGAGGAGGCAAAGGACCUCAGAUGGCACGCCCUCCUUCCAGUGGACACGGGUGAAGAGUACGCACAUCCCGAAAGGCUGGUUUAAGGGUGUCUCUGGGGAUAUUGCCCUGGAUUAUGAUUAUGCUGUUCUUGAGCUCAAGCGUCCCCACAAAAGGAAAUACAUGGAGCUGGGAAUCAGCCCAACAAUCAAAAUGAUGCCUGGGAGCAUGAUCCACUUCUCAGGUUUUGACAAUGAUCGGUCUGGGCAGCUGGUCUAUAGAUUUUGUAGCAUUUCUGAUGAGUCCAAUGAUCUGUUUUAUCAGUACUGUGAUGCUGAGCCUGGCUCCACAGGAUCUGGCAUCUAUCUCCGUCUGAAGGAGCCAAACAAAAAGAAGUGGAAACGCAAGAUCAUCGCUGUUUACUCAGGCCAUCAGUGGGUGGACAUCAAUGGUGAACAGCAGGAUUACAAUGUAGCAGUACGAAUUACUCCUCUCAAAUAUGCCCAGAUUUGCUUCUGGAUACAUGGUAAUGAUGAGAAUUGCACACAAGGCUGAAGAGAGCCAAGCCUCACUAGCUUAGCACCCGCACCGCCGUAGAGUGAAAGACAACAGAGACUGGAAGAACAUCACUCCACACCAGAAUGUUUUUGAACUCUGAGCUCGCAAGUAGUGCUAUGGUGACUUAAGGAAUACUGAAUUGCUAGGGGAGGGGUAGAAUUGUCGGACAAAAUAUUUCUAAUUGUAAUCGACCUAGAUACGCACUUAAAAUCCCAAACUAUAUUUAUGUUUGCAGUUGUGAUAAAUCCAAGUCAUUAAUGAGAAAAAACAUGGCUGCACCUAUUUGUAAUAUUUUUUUCCAGGGGAAGGGUUGAAACAUCUCAAACUGGUGUUACUAAACAACAUCUAUUUUUUUUCCAAUGGAAUUGCUUUUCUCAGGGUUCUGUUCCAAUUCCUCAAAUGCAAGCUGUGCAUAUAGCAUGUCACUGUAUGUGCAGAAUGAUCCAGAGAACUGCAUGAGAACAAGACAUUAUUCUGGCAUUCUCUAAAGACCACAGGUCCAUGUUGAGAAGCAGCACUAUAGCUAAUAAUUGAUAGCUUGGAGAACUGCCUCUUCUGGUUGCUGCAGGAACGCUCCCAUGGAAAUUCCAAAUUUAUGUAGUUGGGGGUUACACCUUCAAGACAAAUUCACUUCAUUGCUCAGUGAAAACAGCAAAAAAAUAUAUUAAUGAACAAAUUUUCCAUGUUUGGAAGAAGACACAUCUGGACAUGGCUUAAUGCCUUUAAACAUUCUUUGAGAAGCUAUAGAAAUCUUAAACACACGUGUUUGCCUUCCAAUUAAUAUUUGGAGAGCUGUAGGUUUAGUUUCUAGUCAAAUGUUUAGCUUUACCAUUGGGGGAAGUCACUGACUCCUGAAGUGGCUACUUGACAAUCAUUUGGAGCUUCACAGAUGAUUUAUUUUUUGGGUGCUAUACAUUUCUUCAGUUUUUAUAAAUUACUUUUAUAUUAGUUCAGUUUCAUAGAUAGGAUAGUAUGUAUUAGACUGGGAGUUGGAAAUCAUUAUUUUAGUUUGGCUUUACAGUUUUGCAAAGUGUGUGGUUUUAAUCGUGUUAUAUUCAGACUCCACCUCAACAUGAUUCACAAGUUUAACUAAAAAUUUCUCCCAACUAAAUUAUAGCACCUUCUGAAUGGUAGAACUAUCCUGUGCAUUAUAAAAGGUAUCUUGUUAGAUAGCAGCAGUAGUUAGCAAAUAAUUUGGUUCAAUAUGUUUGCAGAACCACAUAUUUAAUGAAGACACAAACUGAGCUUGACUUUUACACAUCUUUAAACACAAACCACCUUCUUAAAAACUGUUGUUGAUUGCUAUGUAAGUCUAUAUAUUUUAUUUUAUGUCAAGAUUUUGAAGUACACAGAAUUGUUAUGGUGCUAUGUUAAUCUAAUAACAUAAAAAGAUACUGUGCCUUUCUGAUCAUAUCCUUUGGGUUUCAAUACUUUCAGAGUAUUCACCACCAUAAUAUUUAAUUUUUUUUUUUUUACCAUAAAUUUAUGCUGACCAAAAUGCAUUUUCUUCCUGUGCAGGAGAAAAAAAAUAUAACAAGAUUUUAAAAUAUUAUUUGUUUGUUGGAAUCUUUAAAUCAUGCUUGUAAUGUCUUCUGGGGAAAUAAGAUGAUUUUAACCCAUUUUUUUGGUAGAUGGCUGAAAGUAUAUAACCUGACACACUGAAUGUGCAGGCAGCUCUGUCCUACUAUUGCCAAAGCAUAAAAAUUUAAGACUUGCUUCCAUAUCAUAACCCUAACAAUUUUUAAUUAAUUGGAAGAGAUCUCGCUUUAAAGGAAACUAUUUCUUUUGAUGUCAACUUUUCCAGGGAACACUCAACUUUUCUUCCUUUAUUAUGUUUUGUUUUUAUUUUGUGUGAUUGUUUGCAGAAAACUAAUAAUAAUUUUUAAAGUUUAGAAAUAAAUCUCUAAGACUUUAGGGUCAAUUAUUUUUUAUUGUUGUUAACAUCUCUAUUAACACGUGUGGCUUUGCUGACAGUAAUUUUAAAUCACCUCAGUCCGGUAUUUAAUGCUCUCGCUCUAUGCAAGAGAUUUAUAGUAUUCUUUAGUCAGGUCUGUAAUGUUUUUCUUAAAUGCCUUUUUCCAUAGUAACUGUGACAAAUAAGGUGCUACAUCAUUAAUCUAAUACAAGACAACCCAGGUCCAUAGAUUUUUUUACAAUUAUUGUCAUUGUUGAUUUGGGUCCAAAACUGGUCAAGAUAAGGGGGCUUAGUAAAUUCCUUAUUAUUUUGAGUCUUAUUUAGGUGUGCGCCUCAGAAGAAGAAAUAAAAUCUAUUUCUUUAUCCCUUUGGGAAUUGGGAGCAAGGUAAGAAUAAAAAAUGUUUGAUGUCAGCUUCCAAAUUGUCUUGUUAUAGCUACCUGAAGUUCCCAUACCAGGCUGAUAAAAACUCUUUCUUUUCAGAGAAUCAAUACUAGAUGCUCAGUGCUUCAUUCUGUGGUACUAAGAGAUUAAAAAAGGUUGGCCAGAGCGACAUAAAUAUUAAUUUAAAACAAACAAACCAACCUCUGUGUCUCAGUGCCCAUGCACAAACACAUGCAAAUAUACGGGCUUGGAGAACAUGUUGUUUUGAUGGAGUUUUGGUGUUGUCAGCAUCUUCAGGCCAGGGAAUGCAGGUAGAAGACAACACAGACAAAAUGUUUCUCCUGUUGUCUCAGCAUGCUAGGCAACAUUUUGGUUUUCCACUUGGCCCAAUAGAGAAAAAAAUGCUUUAUGUAGGCAAUUGUGACUACCUACUACAGGUACUUCUGGAACAGUUCAUAAAUCAAGUUCUUGCACACAAUCCCAGGAAUUUCAUGUCCUGCAUAGAGCUCUCGGUACCCACCACUGCAAAUGGGACAAGAAUUUCUGAGCCAUCUCAGAUUUUCUUAAAAACCUGCAGUUACUAUCUAUUUACCAAUAGAAAAUACGAGGAGGAAAACAUGAUCUCAGUAGAUCAGAUCUUGCUGUUGUCUAGGUCACCAGCAGCAAGGCUGGGUUUCCAGCCCUUGUGAUGUUUCCCUAAAGGAUUUUUCCUCUCUCAGGUAUCAGGCUGUACAUCAUUUCUUUCCAUCACUACUAAUUGUUUUCUGUAAGAGUUGGUAUAGUAGAUUGUUUUAUUUAACUGUAUUCCUGGCUUUCAGAAAAAACAACCUCAGUCAAAUCUCUUUUCUCCUAGAGGACUACUGGAAUAAAGUAAAUCAUAUAAAGUCUUAUAAAGUCAACAAGUAAUUUUUUUUCAGGGCCAAAGAUAAACCUCAUAUGCAAGCCAUUAACAUGCCCAGACUAGCUUCUGCAAGGUGUCUGUGCAUGUGUUUAAUCUGAGGCUCUGAGACACACCAUGGAAAUCAAGGGGGAUAUCUGCAAUGUGAAGAAUUAAGUCUAAGUUUGUAUCAACUUAACAAAAAAAGGCCAAAAUAUUAUAUAGGAAAGUGAUUUCUGUUACAUGAAGUAUAGAGUACACAAUGCUUUAAUAAUUGCUUAAAGAAUUCCUUGACUCCUUAAGAUUUACCAUCUUAAUUUUUCAGUUUUAUGUGUCUAUAUGGAGUAUGAAUCAGCACAAAUAUGGCUUAAAUAAAAAAAAAAUAACUCAUCCACAUGUGGAGGAGAGAAGCAGAUGGGGAGUUCUUUCUAUUCUGCUGAUAAGGAAUGACCUGGCAGCAAACAGCAAAUAAAACAGAAAGAAAAACAAGUAGAUGGUAUGGAAGACCAGGAAGAUGGAGAUAGUAUGCAAGGGAUAAAGAAAGUGUUUGAAGUAACAGACGAAAUGGCUGCAAGGUAGCAGAGGUACCUUUUGUGAGAAAGAGUAGGCAGAUGGGAGACACAAUAGUAUGAAUUAAGAUGUGAAAUUCACAAGUUUCAUGAACAAUUUUUCACUGUUAAAGAUAAGCCUUUUCUUCCCAGCCAACAGCAACAAGGAAAGGGCUGUGAGAGGACUCAGGCUGUGCCAGGGACUGCUACCAGGCAGGGGUUUUGACCCUGAUCUACAGUCCUUGCCUGAAUUUGUAGGGAUUGUGCUUCUGUUCAUUCAGGGUCCUUGGAAAACAGCAGAUCUGUGUUCUGACCAAAAGACUUGGUAGUAUCAAGCUCCCAGUACACUGGAUCACUAAGAGUGUAGUGAGUAAGGGGAGUUUCUCAAACCUGACCUUUGCUGGGAUUCCUGUAAAGGCUCUUCUCCACUG
Messenger RNA from Pseudopodoces humilis (Tibetan ground-tit), 5692 nucleotides. It is a transcript of the gene PRSS35, whose product is annotated as serine protease 35. Gene Ontology annotation, biological process: proteolysis. NCBI's taxonomy places the organism in Eukaryota, Metazoa, Chordata, Aves, Passeriformes, Paridae. Gene Ontology annotation, molecular function: serine-type endopeptidase activity. The record is from RefSeq and is a predicted model, not a curated record.